CCGUUGGAGGAUCGCUGGCAUCAGACUCGGCCUAUGUGGCUGUGCGGGGAUCAGCUGCUGUGCUUUCCAACGGCUCCAUUCUUCUCACAGGAGGGGCGCCCAACCAGCAGGGAGCAGCGUUUGCCUCUCCCGCGCUGCGCCUCUUCUACUUCCCCAACAAGCGCUCCCUCUGCGGGAUUGAGCUCGCAUUCACCGCUGCCUUCAGCUUUGCCAUGCAUGCACUGGGCCACGUGGCAGUUGGAGAGGGCUUUGCAUUUGUGGUGGCGGCAGCUGCUUCUGGCAAGGGGGCGAGUGUGGGGCUGGGAGGGGUGGGGAAGCGGAGUGUGGCGGUGGAGUUUGACUCGGUGCUGAGUGUGAAGCACAGCGACCCCAAUGACAACCACGUGGGCGUCAAUGUGGGCGGUUCACCUGUGUCCCUCGCCUCUGCCACGGCCCCUCUCAUCCUCAACGAUGGCCACACCAAGCACGCCUGGAUCCACUACGACCCCACCAGCAGCGGCACCCUCCGAAUCUUCCUAUCCUCUGAACCCGACCAGCCCCUCGGCCCCGCCCUUACAGCAAGCGUGUCUCUCUGCUCCGUGCUCAAGCCCACUGCAUCCGACUCUCUCUUCCUCUUCGGCUUCGUUGCCCUUUCAGGCAGCCAGCCCCAGAGGCACACCAUCCUGAACUGGCAGUUCACCACAGAGUAA
Molecule: messenger RNA, 689 nt
Organism: Closterium sp. Naga37s-1
Lineage: Eukaryota; Viridiplantae; Streptophyta; Zygnematophyceae; Desmidiales; Closteriaceae
Source: the annotation of a GenBank genome assembly